CUAACCUCGCCCAAGUCAUAGUGUGUAUGUCGUAUUUUGAUUCUAAAAAAAAAAGUAACAGGAAAGUCACUGACAGUUGCAUUAAAAGGAAAUUCUGUACUGUAACAUCAUAAGGUAUAUUUGUAGAUUGUCACCAGUUGAAGUUGUCAAUUUCAAUGCAAAAUGCCAGGUGCAGUCGCAAAUGGUUAUGACUGGGAUGGUCGAGGAUACAGUAGACGUACCCCACGUGAGGAUUACAUGAAUCACCAGAAGGCUGAUCCACCUCGUGAUUACAGCUUAGAUCGACACAUCCGUCCCACCACGCCCACACGUCUGUGGGAUGGACCUUCUCGACCAACACAUUUGCCUCAGUCUCCACGAUCCCCGAGGCUGCCAGGCCCGGAAUAUGGACGGCAAGACUCGAGGACGACAUCACAUGAUAGUUACCCAGGAGAGAGAAAUGGAGAUGCUGAAGGUGUCCAGUAUGAAGUUGACCACUUGGCCACAUUUACAGUGGGCUCUAAAACAGGAUUGCUGCACCCUGAAGAUGGCAUCCGGAAGCUGAAGUUGAUGGACAGUACCACCGGGAUCUGGACGAUGAGGUGCACAUUGAUCCUGGAACAAAGGCAUAUCCUUGUCAUUGACAAGCAGCAGUCAGCUGAGAUAGAACGAUUCCCUCUCUCACUGGUGGUCGACCCGACAGCCAUGUAUAACAGAGAUCGUAAGGAGGUCUACAAUAACCUCCUGCUGUUCACCGUCCUGGAGGAUCAGAAGAAGAGGUCCACCACACUCACUGAAAUGCACAUCUUCCAAAUCAUAUCCUCACCUGCUCAAGAACUUGUGGAUGAAAUAAAGAAAUUCAGAGAAAGGCUUAAAGAGCCACUUCCGCCUAGUCGAAACCACUACAUUCCACCCGCUCCACAAGAACACGCACCGCAGCCACCUGAGAAUGGAAACGUCAAAGUCCAGGACCGAGUGUCGAACUUCAAUGCAAUGGCUGCACAGACCUCAGAUUUACGGCGUGUUGUGGCACGUCCACAGAAACGAAGUUCACUUGGCCGGGAUGGUGACGACGACUCCACACUCAGUGAAAAGACAGACAGAGAAGUUCAAAUCCUCAAUCACUGUUUCGAUGAUAUCGAGAAAUUUGUCGGGAGAUUGCAAAUGGCCGCCGAGUCAUAUAAAGAGCUUGUGAGGAGGAAGAAGAACCGUGGCAAGAACUCAAAGUCCAAGGGGAAGGUCGUCGGAGGGAACCCAUCAAAAAAAGGAGACAAUCUGAAGAGCCGACAAUUUGCACAGGUGCCAGAUGGUAUGCUUGGUAUGAGAGCAAGACCACCUCCACUUGAAGAUUUCGUUGAUAUAUUCAAAAAGUUCAAGUUGGCCUUCAACUUAUUGGCUCGACUCCAGCCGUACAUUCAUGACCCAAAUGCUCCAGAAUUAAUCCACUUCCUUUUCACACCGCUGAGCCUCAUCGUGGACGCCAGCAAGGAUCCAAACAUCGGCAUGCUGGACCUCGUCUCGCGAAUCGUCUCGCCACUGCUGACCACAGAGAGCAAAGACCUCUUGACUCACUGUCUUUCAUCGAAGGAAUCGGAAUUCUGGAUGUCGUUGGGCGAGGCGUGGACGUUAAGCAGAGAACAAUGGCAUGGCUAUGUUCCGCCGUAUUAUCCCAAAUUCUCAGAUGGCUGGCAGCCGUAUGCCCCUGGAUUAAACGAUUCGGCGGUGCAUGCUGACAUUUCUGCGGUCGUGAUGCAUCAAGCGGCACAAGUGAAGCGGAAGGAGGAAACCGACAAAGCCAGAACUGAGGCUGAGGAUCACGUCUUCCAGUACCCCCGUCCAAAUGAUCGCCAAUACAAUGACACGGUUUACAAAGAGCAACAGCUGCACCGACGUGAAGAACCUGAGCGUCCAUACUCCCCCACACCACCAGCCAAUACUCAGCCACCUCGUGAUCUGGUCGGGCCGGAUCCACGGGUAGCUGGUUACCAAGCUUAUGUGGAGAGACAUAUUGACAGAAACCUCGCGGUACAAGAAGACGCACAGCGAGGUCUGCUUGACACGGAUAUGGCAUGGGAUGAGCGACAGCGACAGUUCUACCGGGAGCUCCGGGGGAGGAACGCCAGGAUAUACGAAGUAAUCCAUGAGAGGACAGGCAGAAAUGCCAAGGAAUUGACCGUGGCGAAAGGAGAGGUCCUCGAGCUUAUUGAUGACUCGAGGAACUGGUGGAAGAUGCGUAACUCUGUCGGCGACAUGGGACACGCCCCCUAUACGAUUCUUCGUGAAUACGAGACGCCGCGUUACGACGAUACUGACGGGCUGUCACCGAGGGAGACAUCAAAUUUUGAUAAUAAUAAGGGUGGCCGUGCUAAGUAUAACAAUUGGACAAGAGAGUUAUAUAAUCGAGAACCAGAACCUUACGACCAUCGAGACAACGGUGCUAUGUUCAACACUCCAGCGCCGCCCCCUCCUCCACUUCCACCAAUCGCUCCUCCGGUCACAGCGCCGCAAUUUGAAAAAAAAUCUAAAAAAGUGAAUCGUAAAUCUAGAGUACCUGAAUCAGACAAGCCAAAGAAACCAGAACCUGUAAAUGCAAGAUCUCCCAAAGAUGACCUGCACAAUGAAUUGCUACAGAGAAUGUCGAUGGGUAAAAAUCGGAAUGCACACAAAGCGCCCAAGGCACCGACGCUCUACAUUAACGCCGACUCAACCUGGGAGGAAGUAGAAGAUUGGCUCAACUCAAAAACUUUUAGCCAAAGAGUGAUAGGUGCCGUCAGUGGCUACAGUGGCAUUGACAUCUUCAACGUCCCUCGCAAUGACAUCUACGACAUCGCCAUGAACCGUGAGGAAGGACACAGGCUCGAGAGUCUCUUGACUGUUCAGAAAAACAUUUGCGGGUACGGCACUCUCGGAUCGGGUGAACUGAAGGCCAUCCUCCGUCAGCGAAAGAAGCAUGCUGAAGACUUGCCGCCACGUCACCAGAACGAUCGAGACUACCUCGGUGCUCCGCCUGACUUCGUCCCUGCUACACCAGACUCCUUAUCAACAGCAUCUGAAAUGUGGCAGAACUAUUAAAAUGUGGCGGCAGAGUAUCAUUCAAGUGUCGUCGGAUGACUCCAACAACCCGUACCGAGGGCAUGAAGGAUGACAACUCCAUGGCAAUGACUAGCUUGAUCAGCAAUCACCACCCGCCCAACAUUGUACUAGCUGUCGAUAUAUGACCCAAAACAAAAACUUCAAAUUUUUGCCCAAAAGGAAAGGCAGCUUGAUUGUUAUUAUCCCUACCACGUCACUUGGCGGGGCUAUGGAAAUCAAAAUGUGCUCAAAUAGUACAUUGCCCAAUUGUUUUAUUCGAUAUGACUAUGUGGGCAAUGGUGAUUUGAUAGCGUUCAGGCAGGUUUGGUUUUGAAGGGAACUAUCUUGUCAUGCUUCUUCUUCCCAAAGUGGGUGUGCUAUUCAAAAUGUGAUAGAACUUGUGGACAUUCCUAUGCAAACUGGCGAAAGGACUUGUGAUAUAAAGGAUCAAUAUUGUAAUAUGGAGAGAGAGUUGUAGUGCUCUCCAUAUUCUAGGCAAUUAUUUUUUAGCCGUCCCUCUAAUUUUGUGCGAUCGAUGUACGGUAAAACAUUGCAGCCUUUUGGUAUAAAUGACCGGCAAAAUAUAGAUUCCAUUAAAGGUGAUAUCUGACAAUGGAUAAAUGGAUGGCAUCUCACGUCAACCUGGCAUCUGAUGAUGACAUCGACAGAUGCCAGGUUGACUUCAGGCAACAGGGGACAUGUUGGCUGGCAUCGUUAAUGGAGGUCAAGUCAACCUGGACUGUUAUAUAUGGCAAGUUGAUAUUGGGAAUUGCAGGUCUAAUUUGCUCAGUGUCAAACUUGGCUUGAUGUUCUGCAAUUUACUACCGGAUAUUAUGUCUCAAGUUGAUUCAGGUCAAAAGGAUCUGACUUCAGCAAUUUAGCAGUAGAGGUCAAAUUGAACCGAUGUCUGUGACAAUGGACAGAGGAAAACAAGCUGACUAUUUGCCCACGUUUGUAAGAACUGACCUGCAUGGAGGUCAAGGUGACCUGAUGUGAGAAUGAUAGUGGGUUGGGGGAGGGGGGGACAGCUGAAUUGACUUUUACAAUAUGCCAUACUAUGUUACUUAUCAUAAAGUCAAAGAAACUUGGCCUCCAUUAAAUUGUUUGACUUUAAACGUUGAUGCCCUGGGUUCAAAUCGGAGGAGAUAAAGCCUUGUGUAAACUACAAAGGACGAAAAUUUCAUAUUUAUUCUGAUCCUUAUAUUAUUCAAGGUGUAUGAAUCAAAUAGACAUUUUAUCAGCGUUCAUAUUCAAAGAAGAGGAGGAGGAGGGGGAGGGACGAAUUAGUUUAAAGGCCACGUACUUCUGGUCAGCACUAUGACGAAGGCCAAUUAAAUGUACAUGGCAAUGAGAAGGAAAUGUUACUGCAUCCAUGAAUUCUUGCUAGUACUGUAUAUAUUCAAAGGGAUCAAAGUGAGAAACGGGCAGUGUUUAAUUACCAUCAUUUGUAUAAUAACAAAAAUAUAUAAGGCUCACUUAUAUAUUUUUGAUAAUAGUCUUUUCAAAUGAUGACGGACAUGCAAUGCAGUUGCACUUAAGUACUUGGCCUAAAGGAAGUGUCGUAUUGUUCUGGUUCAACUAUUGUUAUCAUGACUCGUAUAUUUAAAGAAAUCUUUGUAUAAAAUCA
Molecule: messenger RNA, 4678 nt
Organism: Lineus longissimus
Lineage: Eukaryota; Metazoa; Nemertea; Pilidiophora; Heteronemertea; Lineidae
Product: epidermal growth factor receptor kinase substrate 8-like
Exons: 27
Coding region: 163-3051 (962 amino acids)
Biological process (GO): regulation of Rho protein signal transduction; Rho protein signal transduction
Cellular component (GO): plasma membrane
Molecular function (GO): actin binding
Source: RefSeq, a predicted model, not a curated record